CGCGCAACGAACCACCUCCGAGAUCGAUAAACCGCUGCAAUGGAUUUUGAUCUUGAGGAGCUAGUGAACGUGGAGCAGACAUUUUACGAGGAGGGAUACAAGGACGGCUUCGCGCACGGCCAGAUCCACGGCCUGAUAGAGGGGCGUGCCCUCGGACGGGAGAAGGGCUUCGAGAUGUGGGAGGAGCUUGGUUUUUACGAGGGGUUCGCGAUGAUGUGGAAGGCCGUCGGCGAGAGCCAGGCCGCCCAGGAUGAGCGUGCGAUGAACCACACCCGACACCUGCUCGACCUGCUCGCACAGUUCCCGCGCGCCAAUCCGUCCGCGGGCGGCCCAUCCGAGGUCGACAUUCCGAAGCUCUUUCGCCAAAUCCGCUCGCGUUACAAGCUGCUCUGCGCGACUCUGGGCGUGCGCGCGACGCUCCGUGCCGCGGACGGAUCCGCCACUGGCCCAGAAAGCGCCGGUGCCGACUCCCCGGACGCGUCCGUGAGGGAGGGCGAGAAGCCGCAUGGCGCGAAGAAGAACGUCUGGGCCGUGCACACGGCGGGCGAUGCGCUCGCUUCAACGGAGCUGAAUUUCUAACUCGGGGCGCCGCUUCUCGACGGGCUGGGCUGCUAUUGCAGGCGCCUCCAGGCCUGCGGCGUGGUCUGCACACCUCGCGAUUGCGCGCCGUGGUCAGGUGCGGUGCAGUUGUCUCCGAGCCCGCCGACCCGGCACUCUUCUCGCAAGAUUCGCGCCUAGCGGGGCUCUCGCCAUCGGCAAGCUCGCGCACGCACGGGGUUCGCCGCCGAGUCGUAUCAGCCGUGAUGGAUGGGCCCAACGGCGAUACUGCUGCUCGCUGGCGGCGAUGGUGCUCGCCCAGGGCGUAUCGAUAUGUGUGCGGGUGAUGAUCGUGUCCGAUAGCCUCUCAUUCAGGGUCGUAUCGCCGCGCGGUCGAUGCCCCACCCGCCCGCUUUAGGAACAUCGGAUAACAUCGCAGAUCUGCACGCCAAUGCUAGGGCAUUAGCCACACUUCCAACGUC
Messenger RNA from Trametes versicolor FP-101664 SS1, 1019 nucleotides. RefSeq names its product DUF1715-domain-containing protein. The record is from RefSeq and is a predicted model, not a curated record. Bases 40 to 579 code for a protein of 179 amino acids. The transcript is spliced from 4 exons. Lineage: Eukaryota; Fungi; Basidiomycota; Agaricomycetes; Polyporales; Polyporaceae.